AUGACAAGGAAUUUUCUAUUACAGCUAUGGAGUGGUGAUGGAGAUCAAGGCGAGAAAGACGUGGUCGACAACAUGGAGGUACCUCUAGGCCGAUUAGGAACACCAAGCGAUUGUGCGGGAACUGUUGCGUUUCUGGUUUCUGACGACGCUCGAUAUAUCACCGGAGAGACUGUACUCAUCGCCGGUGGAGUGCAAGCAAGAUUGUAA
Messenger RNA from Ostertagia ostertagi, 207 nucleotides. Lineage: Eukaryota; Metazoa; Nematoda; Chromadorea; Rhabditida; Trichostrongylidae. The record is from the annotation of a GenBank genome assembly.